This is a messenger RNA of Pseudozyma flocculosa PF-1, 4797 nucleotides long. RefSeq lists its product as uncharacterized. The record is from RefSeq and is a predicted model, not a curated record. The transcript is spliced from 2 exons. Gene Ontology annotation, molecular function: phosphopantetheine binding; medium-chain fatty acid-CoA ligase activity. Bases 1 to 4797 code for a protein of 1598 amino acids. NCBI's taxonomy places the organism in Eukaryota, Fungi, Basidiomycota, Ustilaginomycetes, Ustilaginales, Ustilaginaceae. Gene Ontology annotation, biological process: fatty acid metabolic process.
AUGAGCUCCGACUUUCCGUUGGGCUUCCUCUAUAGCCUGCCGCAGCGACCCAAGACAAAGUCGCUCGGCGAUCACCUGGCAGAGCACAUCACCGACAAUGGACGUAUCACCACCCUCAUCGACUGCCUGCCGUCGACGCCAAAUCCGGCCCUGUGGUCGCCGGAUCUGGCGAGGCCCCCGCUCGAUCACAAGACCAUCAAGAGGUUUGUCAGCUCGUUUGUGAUGCCCAUCACGCCCGGCAAGGCUCCCCUCGGCCCCAACGACCGCGUCAUGAUGGCCCUGCCGACCGGCGCCGAGAACGCUCUUGCGCUCCUCUCGGUGGCUGCCUACCACACUUGCGCGCCCGUCAACGCGAGCUGCACCGCCGGCGAGCUGCGAGACGAUGCGGUCCGGCUGCGCGCCAAGGCCGUCGUGACAACUCGGGACGCCAUCGACCGGCUCGGCCUUCAGGCACUACACGACGAGGAGGGCAUGGAGAUCAUCUUUGUCGAGCCGCGAGGAUCCGGGCCCGCUGGUCUUUUCGACCUGGGCCUGCUCGGACAGAGCGGCAUCGUUUCCACCGCCGGGAGGCGCCCCUCGGCGCCGCACGGGCUCGAGCACCAGAGUCUGGUCCUGCACACCUCCGGCACCUCGGGCAAGAAGAAGGUCGUCCCCUACUCGCUCCGUCACAUGAUCGUCGGAACGUGCUGUGUCGUCUACAGUUGGGACCUCCGGCCGGAGAGCGUCAACAUGAACAUGAUGCCCCUCUUUCACGUCGGAGGAAUCGUCCGCAACCUAUGGGCGCCUGUAUUCUCGGCGGGCAGUGCCAUCAUGUGUGCGGGCUUCGACGCCAACGCUUGGUGGCCGCUGGCCAAGCAGCUCGGCGCGACGUGGUACUACGCGGCGCCCACGAUGCACCACGCCAUCCUGGCCUCGAAGCCGGAAGGCGUCGACGCUACCAAGGAGACGAGCAUCAAGAUGAUUGCGAACGCCGCCGGUGGUCUGCUCCCCUCGCUGGCCGUGCAGCUCAAGGAGACGUUUGGCGGCUGCGCCGUCCUGCCUUCGUACGGAAUGACGGAGUGCAUGCCGAUCGCCUCGCCGCCCACCAACUACCAGCUGGACCGCCCCGGUUGCUCGGGCGUGGCAUGCGGCCCCGACCUCUCCAUCCGUGACCCCUUCAACCGUGAGCGGGAGCUGCCCGUCGGUCAGACAGGUGCCGUGUCGGUGCGCGGGUUGCCGACCUUUUCUGGCUACGAGACGUCGACGGAUCCGUUUGAGCCGCUCGACACCUCUGCCUUUUCCAGCGAGGGCUGGUUUGACUCGGGCGAUAUGGGCCACAUGGACGCCGACGGCUACCUCUACAUCACCGGCCGAUCCAAGGAGAUCAUCAACAAGGGUGGUGAGGUCGUCUCGCCCUUUGAGGUUGAGGAGGCCAUCACACAGGCGUGCAAGGAACGCGUCAAGCAGUGCCUUGCCUUCUCGAUCGAGCAUACCGUGCUUCAGGAGACGAUCGGUGUCGUCAUCGUUCCCGUCCCCAACCAGCCGCGUAUCGGACUGGCCGAGCUGCAGAACAUGCUCCGGUCCCAUCUGCACCCCUCAAAGUGGCCGUUCGCCGCCGUCUACAUGGACGACCUGCCCAAGAACCAGGCGGGCAAGCCGCUGCGUAUCAAGCUCGGCACCCGUCUCAACAUCGGACCUCUUUCUGACGACGUGCCGCCGCUGCAGCGACACUUUGAGGCCAAGGCGCCGGGCAAGGAGGUGCCGCUCUCGGAGCCGAUUCCGUGCAGCCUCGUCUCGGUCGACGUCAAGGCAGUUGAGCGCGCGUGCUACCGCAUCCCCGGCAUCAUCGAGGCUGCCGUGCGCCAGCGCAGGGAUGGUUCGCCCGAGGCCUUCAUCCAGGUAGAGGAGGACGCCGACUACGACGCGGCCGACAUUGAUCGGGCGCUCGCCCAGGUGCUGCACGGCUACGUCGUCCCCAACCCGCUCCACGUCUUCCGACAGCCCUUGGCCAAGGUCAACGGCCAGAUCGAUUUCGAGACGAUGGAGGACGAGGUGCGUCGACAGAACGCGUCGGCCAUGUCGCGCACCGCCCUCAUUGUGCGUGACAUCAUCGCCAAGCUGCUCGACACCGAGGCUGGCACCAUCACGGCCGAGUCGGACUUUUUCCUGCUCGGUGGCAACAGUCUGCUGCUGGGCCGGCUGGUCCACCUGAUCCGCAAAGACACGGGCAUCUCGCUCGAGGUCUCGACGCUCUUCAACAACUCGACCAUCGCCGGCAUCGCCAGCCUGAUUGAGGACGAGGCCGGUGCCGACGAUGACGACGAGGACGACGAACUGUUCGACGGCUACGACGACAAGGGCGGCUCUGGCCCCGGCUACGGCGCCCACCGCUACGACGAGGACGACGAGCCGGCCUACCAGAGCCACGGCUACAAGCCGCGCAGCCAGACGCACCCUUGGGUCAUGCUGAUCCAGCUGGUCCCGUUCCUCUUCUUCUACCCGCUCAAGGCGGCCUGGACGUGGACCGUCAUCCUUCACGGUCUUGCCUUCUCCGCCUUCUACAUCCGCGACGUCUUCUGGGAGCGGGUGGGCGCGCUGCUCGCCUCGAUCGCCGUCGCCCGCUUCACCAGCCGGAUUAUCUGCCCCGUCACCGCCAUCGCCUUCAAGUGGAUCGUCAUCGGAAGGUACCGCCCGGGCAAGUACCCCAUGUGGUGCAACUACCACCUGCGGUGGUGGAUCGUCAACCAGUCUCUCAAGACGGCCGGCAAGGGCCUGUUCGCGCUGACUCCCGGCCUGCAGAAGAUGUACUUCCGCCUGCUGGGCAUGUCGAUCGGUUCCGACGUCAUGAUUGACCAGCACGCCAAGAUCGCAGAGUACGACCUCAUCACGAUCCACGACGGGGCGCGGAUCGACAAGUGCCUGCUGCGCGGCUUCUGCGUCGAGCGCGACGGCUACUUCCGCCUCGAGCCCAUCAUCGUCGGCCGCGACUGUGUCGUCAACACCUUUACCCAGAUCUCGCCCGGCGCCCGCCUGGCCGACGGCACCGUCUGGGGACCGCAGUCGUCGUCGCACGAGGAGCCUUCGUCGGACGCCUACGCCGCCUUCAACCGCACCACGGUGCCGCAGCCUCACUGGGCGCUCAUCUUCUUCUUCGGCUACCCGCUCGUCUUCGUCGUCAAGUUCAUCUGCUACGUCCCGUGGUUCGCGUCGCUCUUCAUGCUCCUCUCGCAGCCGUUCGAGUUCAACCACCACGACAGCGUCAAGGGCGUCAUCGCGUGGUUCGCAUUCCCCAAGCGUGUCGGCUGGCACUACGUGGCGCGCAUCGUAAGGAACGGCAUGCCGCCGCUCAUCAACCUCGUGCUCGGCAUCGUCAUCAAGCGAGCCUUCGGCCUCAACCGCGAAGGGUCGAUGCGUAACGCCACCCAGUUCGCCCUUUUCCGCCGAUGGAUCAACCAGCAGCUGCUGUCGCAGCCGCAGAUCCGCCGCGCGCUGGCCAUCCUCGGCACCCACUACGAGAUGACGUCGGUCAUCUACCGUGCGAUGGGCGCCCGCGUCGGCAAGCGUGUCUACUGGCCUGGCUCGGGCAUCUAUUGCCCUGACCCGGAGCUGCUCGAGAUCGGCGACGACGUCGUGUUCGGAUCGCGUUCCGAAGUCUUCACCUCGGACAGCAUCGGCUGGGCUCGCGUCCGCGUCGGCCGAGGCGCCAUGAUUGCCGAUCGCGUUGUCCUUCUUCCCGGAACCACUGUCGGCAAGCAGUGCGUCAUGGGCUCCGGCGCUCUCGCGCGCAGGAACGGGCACUACGAGGAGGGCUCGGUCUGGAUGGGCUCCAAGAACGGCGAGGCGGUCAGCUUCGGCAAGGCCAACAAGGAGACCAAGGAGGGCGCCACCGUCGGGGGCGACGACGAGACCAUCACUCCCUUUGGACGCGCCUUCUACAAGCGCCAGGCCAACUUCUUCGUCUUCCCGUACCUGAUGCUCGUCGUCAUCAACGUGGCCAUGACCAUCUUCUCGUCCGGCUACUGGGCCACGGCAGCCGUCGGCACCGUGCUGCUGCUCAACUUCCUCCGCACCCAGUUCGAGUACAGCAAGGCCGGCCUCAUCGUCUUCGACGACCACUGGUACCGCCCCGGCCUCAUCUACGCCUUCAUCGCCAUCGCCUUCAUCGUGCUCCUCUUCCUUCAGGCGAUCCUCGCCUUCGCCUGGGUUAUCGGCACCAAGUGGGCCGUCAUCGGUCGCCGUCGCGAAGGCCGGUACGACUGGGACUCGAGCAGCUACUGUCAGCGCUGGCAGCUGCAUCUCAGCCUGCAGAAGCUUCUCGGCAAGGGUUUCGGCGGCCACAUCCUCGGCAACCUGUCUUCGAGCGUCUACGUCGUCUGGUACCUCCGGCUGCUCGGUGCCCACAUCGGCAAGAACUGCGCCAUCUGGGCGGGUGGCAAGCCGUCGCUGCAGCUGACGGAGCCGGAGCUCGUCUAUAUGGGCGACAAUGUGUCGAUCGACGACUGCUCGGUCGUCGCGCACAUCAACUCGAGGGGCAGGUUCAGCCUCAACAAGCUGCGGAUCGGCGAUGGCUGCGCGAUGCGGACCGGAAGUCGACUGCUUUCGGGAGCCAACAUGGAGCCCCGCUCGAUGCUGCUCGAGCACACGCUGGUGGCCUCUGGAGAGAUUGCCGAGGCCGGCCAGGUCUACGCGGGAUGGCCCGCCCGCCAGGUGCGCCUACGCAGGCCGCAGCGGGCGCCCGGCGGCGAGGCGUCGGCGGGGAGCAGCACAAGCAACCUCGACAAGCAGGCGCCGCCGCCUGGCUACUUUGGCGGCAAGUAG